Molecule: messenger RNA, 2230 nt
Organism: Hydra vulgaris (swiftwater hydra)
Lineage: Eukaryota; Metazoa; Cnidaria; Hydrozoa; Anthoathecata; Hydridae
Cellular component (GO): nucleus
Molecular function (GO): DNA binding
Source: RefSeq, a predicted model, not a curated record
UACAUUUUGAUUAGUGUACUGGAUGAACCACCAUUGAUUGUACUGAAUGGACCGGUUCAUUUUUCUGCGAAGUUAUUUAUCGCGCUUCAGUAUUUUACUUACUAAAACAAAAUACACAAGUUUUUUCAUCUAAAUGAACUAAGGAGAUGUGAGUUAGGAAAUAAACCAAAAUAUCUAGUUAACGAAGACUUAAGGGCGCAAGUUCAAUUAUUCAUUAUUCAAUAUAAUAUUAAGAAGUAUUAUGAGACAUCGAAAAGCAACAGCACUAAAAGGUGAUUGGGAUCCCAAUAAUAUGAUCCAAGCAGUUGAAAAUGUUUUAAAUAAAACUCUAUCUGAAAGAAAAGCUGUUGAGAUAUUUGGAGUCAAACGUUCAACUCUUAAGAGGCGAAUAAAAGAAGCUCGACUAUCUCAAAAUGGAUUGAAUAAAUUGCAAUGUGUUCCAUAUAGUAACAGUUCUAUGAAAAUUUUUUCAGUAACAGAAGAACAAGAGCUGGUUCAAUAUUGUUUAGUUUCUGCAAAAAUGGGAUAUGGGUUAAGUCCUAUCAAGCUAAGAGCACUAACAUUUGAAUAUGCUCUCAAACUUGAGAAGAAGUGUCCACAUUCUCGUCGAGGUUCUGCUAAACCUUGGGAAACAAAUAAACAUGCAGGUGUAGAUUUGUUUAGACCUUUUUUUAGUCGUCAUCCAAAACUUGUUAUAAGAAAACCAGAGGCAACAUCAAUUGGUCGAAUGUCAGCAUUCAACAAGUAUAAUGUAAAUCUAUUUUAUAAUAAUCUGCAAAGUCUUUUGAUUAAAUACAAGUUUUCACCAAAUGAUAUAUGGAACGUUGAUGAGACUGGUGUUACUACUGUACAAGUGCCAGAGCAUGUUUUAGCCAAGAGAGGAGAGAGGCAAGUUGCUUCUGUCACAAGUGCAGAACGAGGUAUCUUGGUAACAAUGUGCAAUGCAGUAAAUGCAAGUGGAUCCUCAAUAACACCAUUCUACAUAUUUCCACGUGUUCAUUUUAAAUGGAAUCAACCUUUAUGGAGUGGUUUAAUCAUUUUAUAAAAAGUGUUCGACCAUCUAAGACAAACCCUGUGCUGUUGAUACUAGAUAAUCAUGAAUCUCAUUUGUCAAUUAACUUCAUUGACUUAGCAUCAGAUAAUGGUGUAAUUGUUUUAACAAUCCCACCCCAUACAUCACAUAAACUGCAACCGUUAGAUAUAACAGUGUAUGGACCUUUCAAACGUCAUUAUAAUCGUGAAAUUGAUAGCUGGUUGGUAUCACAUCCAGGAAAAACUGUUUCAAUCUAUGACAUUGCAGAAAUUUCUGGAAAGGCUUGGGCAAAAGUAUCAAUGCCAGUUAACAUCAUUAGUGGUUUUUCAGUAUCUGGAAUAAGUCCUUUUCAACCUGAUCGGUGGAAGGAUGAGGAUUUUUUUUUAUCUCAGGUUACAAAUAGACCCAAUCCUGAAACACUCAACAUCAAUCCAGUGUCAUUAGAAAUUAUUAGACCUAAUCCUGAAGCACUUAACAUCAACCCAGUUUCAGUUGAAAUUAAUAGACCUUAUCCUGAAGCACUCAAUAUCAAUCCAGUUUCAGUAGAAGUUAUUAGACCUAAUCCUGAAGCACUCAACAUCUAUCCAGUUUCAGUAGAAAUAAAUAGAAAUGUUAAAGUCAACAAAAAUGUUAGCAAUACCCUGAAUGUGGAAAGUAUACGCCCUUAUCCUUCUGCAAAAGCUCGUUUAAAAAAAACCAAAGGUGCUCGCAAAAAGCUCUCCUCUUCGAUUUUAACUGAUACUCCAAUUAAAGAGGCUCUUCGAAAUCAACAACUUCAGCAAAAUUUAAAAAAACAAAACUUUUCUGAAAAACAAAAAGAUGCUAAAAAUAAACGUCAAAGGAAAUCAAGAAAGAAAUCAAGCAACUCAAAAACUCUAAAGUUUCCAUUAAUGACAUAUAAUAAUGAUGAGGCUGAUGAUAUUCUUGUUGAAAGAAAUGAUAAUGGUGUCAAAGAUAGUUUAAAUUUUUGUGGAGGUAUUACAUCAAAUUACGAUUUGUGUGCUAUAUGUGAAGAAAUGGGUCGUGACAACGAAGUGUGGUACCGUUGCAGACAGUGUGCGAGCUGGGCACAUAAAGCUUGCACAAGUGCAGAUAAUGCCAGCCAAUAUGUUUGUGAUUAUUGUAAUUUGAUUAUCUGAUUGAGACUUCGGUCUAAAGUUGUAUUAAUUAAUUCAGAAAUAUCAAUGUCUCAACAUA